Molecule: messenger RNA, 1883 nt
Organism: Argentina anserina (silverweed cinquefoil)
Lineage: Eukaryota; Viridiplantae; Streptophyta; Magnoliopsida; Rosales; Rosaceae
Exons: 8
Coding region: 79-1653 (524 amino acids)
Cellular component (GO): spliceosomal complex
Source: RefSeq, a predicted model, not a curated record
AGUUAGAAAUGUCCAUUGUGCUUUCAGAAGCUAAAAUAGCUGAGCUCCCAAAGGGUUUUGCAUCUGAAAAGGCCACAAAUGGCAGAUAAUCGCGAUGCCAAACGCAAACGCGGCGACGUCGCUUCUUUCCCCAACGUCGCCGCCACUAACGGCGUCGACCUCGCCGUCUGGGCGGAGUUAGAGAAGCAGGAAAGCUCACUGGAAGCCUGGGACGCUCGAACCCUAAAGAAGCUGGUCCUCGCCUUCGAGCGCCGCCUCAAGGACAACAUCGCCGCCCGCCUUAAGUACCCUGACCAACCGGAGCGCUUCGCCGAUUCCGAAAUCGAACUCCACGACGAGCUCCAGAAGCUCAAAGGCCUCGCCAGCGCUCCGGAGCUCUACCCGGACCUCGUUUCCCUCAACACCGUUCCGUCCAUCCUCAACCUCCUCAGCCACGACAACACCGACAUCGCCAUCGACGUCGUCCAGCUCCUCCAGGACUUGACCGACGAGGACGCCGUCGACGAGAACGACGAGCCGGCGCGCGUCCUGGUCGACGCGCUCGUCGACAACAACGUCGUCGAGCUUCUGGUGCAGAAUCUGCUCCGGCUGAACGACUCCGACCCCGACGAGACGGCCGCCGUGUACGCCACGCUCGCGACGAUCGAGAAUCUGAUCGAGGUGAAGCCGGCGGCGGCGGAGCUGGUCUGCGAGAAGACGAAGCUGCUCAAGUGGCUGAUGAGCAAGAUCAAGGUGAAGGAGUUUGAUGGGAACAAGCAGUACGCCUCGGAGAUUCUGGCGAUUCUGUUGCAGAGUAGUGAGGCCAAUCAGAAGAGGCUGGGGCAGAUGAACGGCGUGGAUGUGCUGCUCCAGGCGGUGGCUAUGUACAAGAACAAGGACCCCAAGAGCCCCGACGAGGCGGAGAUGCUGGAGAAUCUGUUCAAUUGUUUGUGUGGAUUGUUGAUGCCUUUGGAGAACAGGGAGAAGUUUCUCAAGGCCGAAGGGGUGGAGUUGAUGAUUAUUAUAAUGAAGCAGAAGAAGUCUGCUUAUGGUUCCGCCAUAAGGGCUCUGGAUUUUGCAAUGACCAAGUACCCGCCGGCUUGUGAGCGUUUUGUUGAUGUCUUGGGGUUGAAGACGGCCUUUGCAGCUUUUAUGGGUAAGGUACCCAUCAAUAAGAAUGAAAAGAAAGAAAGGUAUCAUGAGGAAUUGGAGGAGCGCAUUGUGUCACUAAUUGCAUCAUUAUUUGGUGGAAUUACGAGGGGUUCCAGAAGGGAGAGACUGUUGAGCAAGUUUGUGGAAAAUGAGUGUGAAAAGAUAGACCGGCUUAUGGAACUUUAUAUGAGAUAUUCAAAUAGAGUUACAGCAGAAACUGACCGAAUUGCCCAGCUUGAUCUUGAUGAUUUAGAGAUGGAUGAAGAGGAAAUAUACAUUCGGAAGCUUGAAGCUGGCCUUUAUAGCCUUCAGUUGAUUGCUAUAAUUCUGGGUCAUCUUUGGUGCUCCGAGCAUCUGCAAUUGAGACGAAGAAUUGAGCUACUUCUCAAUCAGCAAAGGCUUACUAAGAAGGAUGUUCAAGCUAUACUUCAGGAGUAUCAUGACAACAUCGGUGAUACGGAAGGAGCGGAAGAGAAAGAGCGAUCACAGGCUAAGAUACAAAAGUUCAUCUCAAGCUUUUGACUGAUCGAAUGCUUCCCUUUUCGGCUGUGGGGAAGUUGAUAGUGCUGAGUAGAAGUAGAUGGUGAGUAGAGAACUGUUGAUGUAUAUUUUGCGAUGUACAACAAUUUUUGGGUUUCAUGCUGCAAAAGUAGAACCAUUACCAGAGAACUGUGAUUAAGCGGAGCAGAACAGCAUAUUGGCAAACUGGCGAAACACAUCUGAUCUAUAAGUCAUUCACUUGAUAACAUUUA